Molecule: messenger RNA, 3665 nt
Organism: Fusarium redolens
Lineage: Eukaryota; Fungi; Ascomycota; Sordariomycetes; Hypocreales; Nectriaceae
Product: p115 like vesicle tethering protein
Exons: 5
Coding region: 197-3487 (1096 amino acids)
Biological process (GO): intracellular protein transport; transcytosis; endoplasmic reticulum to Golgi vesicle-mediated transport
Cellular component (GO): ER to Golgi transport vesicle membrane; cytoplasm; endoplasmic reticulum
Source: RefSeq, a predicted model, not a curated record
UGGAGUUAGCAUGCCUGCUCCCAUUUUCUCCUGACAAGCUGGCCAGAAUCGAGAAGCCAAUACCUAGUGCCGACUAAUUAGGAUAGCUUCCUCAGUGAUCUUCACCAACAGGAAAGACAUUAUUAACAGUCGCCGGAAGGGCCCCAUGCAACCUCUCGAAUCCUCUUGAGCCAUAUGGCAUUGAGGCGCCGCAAUCAUGUUCUCUAUUGCCAGCGCCCCGGCGAAACAAUCAGUUGGUGAGACCAUCGACGUUCUAAGCGGUCGCCUCAGUUCAGCGACUUUGUUAGAAGACCGAAGAGCUGCAAUCCUGGGUCUUCGUAGCUUUGCCAAAGAUUAUCCAGCUUCUGUAGCUUCGGGCGCCCUACGAAGUCUAAUUGGAAGCCUAAGCAAAGACGGUGAAGAUGUCGACACCGUCAAAGUGGUACUCGAGACGUUGUUAAUGCUCUUCAACCCUAAUGAAGAUAGUCCCGAAGCUUCGGAGGAGAUUGCUCUAUGGUUGGCUGACGAGUUCACUCAACGGCAAGAGAACAUUACUUUAUUGCUCGAUUUCCUCGAAACAAACGAUUUCUAUUCCCGUCUGUAUUCUUUGCAAUUACUAGCCGCUAUCCUUUCCGCACGUACAGAACGCACCGAGGAAUGUAUCUUUACCGCUCCCCUCGGUAUACCACGACUGGUUUCCGUCCUCGACGACCAACGCGACGCUAUACGAAACGAAGCUAUCAUUCUCCUGACCUACCUCACGCCAACAUCAAUCGAAAUACAGAAGCUGGUGGCUUUUGAGAAUGCUUUUGAGAGAUUGUUUGCCAUCAUCGAAGCCGACGGGGCUCUCGUAGAAGGGGGUCGCACCGUUGAGGACUGUCUGAUCCUUUUGGCCAACCUCCUCCGAUCAAACAGCUCAAACCAGGCACUGUUCCGGGAGUCGGACUGCAUGAACCGUUUGGCGGAUUUAUUAGGUCGAGUCCUGAAACCUCAAACUGAUGGGUCUGAGAUCGCUUCGUGGGCAGCAGCGCAACGAAACCGAAAUGUUUAUGCUUUCCUCGCUGUCAUUCGCCUGUUUGUUGUCAGGGGCUCAGCAGGUACUUCGUUGAAUCAAACAGCAAUAUGGAAGCAUGGCCUUGCCUAUCAUAUUCUGCAACUGGCCUUCAGCCAUGAAGCGCAAACACAAAUCAAGGCCGAGGCUCUAAUCACUUGUGGUGACGUGAUUCGGCAAAACGCACCUCUUCAGGAGACAUUUGCUCAGAUGAUGGUGUUGUCUCCUCUGGCAAAGACCGGCACGGCCGAUGAACAGGCCAGCCAGGGCGAAAAAGUGUUCGUUAUCGACGGCUUGUUAGAUCUGACAUUGUGUCUACAGGACCUUCAAGAGUUCGACGUCCGCUUUGCGGCGGCUGAGUGCCUGCAAGCUUAUUUUGCAAAUCAUCCAGCUGUCAGACUGCAUUUUCUUGGCCGGGCUAUUGAAGGACAUCAAUCUGGGGCCAACGAGUCUUCCAACGUUUUGACAGUUCUCCUGCAGCCUUCAGUUGAAUCCUCGGAUCCAUACAGGCAAUGGUUCGCUGCUGUGAUCACUUUCCACCUCUUGCAUGAAAACUCAGAAGCCAAGUCAGAGGCCAUGAGCUUAACCGAAGGUGAUUCGGAAGAUGGGGAAGAGGUUGUGACAGCAAUCCAAACUCUUUCAGCUCACGUUACGUCAGGCCUUCGUCGAGGCGAUGAUACGCGGGUUUUGGUCGGUUAUCUUAUGCUACUCUUAGGCUGGCUUUUCGAGGAUCUCGAUGCGGUGAACGACUUUCUCGCCGAGGGAAGCAACGUUCAAAGCCUAAUUCAAGCUGUUUCACAGCCUCCAGCUAUAGGCGGGGGCGAGAUCGUUCAAGGACUGUGCGCAAUGUUGCUUGGUGUUGCUUACGAAUUCUCAACAAAAGACUCACCCAUCCCAAGAGCAACAUUACUCUCUAUCUUGACGGCUCGCAUAGAUCGAGAUGUAUACCUAGACCGCCUAUCAAAACUUCGCAGCCACCCUUUUAUUCGUGAUUUCGAAGUCUUACCUCAAAAGCUGGACGCUUCGUCUCCAGGGCGACUCCCCGAUGUCUUCUUUGACAGGAAAUUUGUUGAGUUCUUCAAGGACAACUAUAGCCGAAUAGCACGUGCUAUUGACAGAGAGCCUGGCAUGGAAAUCUCGGUUGUCACCAACGGUGUUCAGAAAGGUGUCUCGAGGGAACUUGUAGACUCUCUCAGGAGCCAGGUCGAGGAAAAGCAGAAUGCUAUGAACGAGAUCCAGGAAAAGCUGGCAGUGCUUCAGGGGCAGCUGGGCCAGGAACAGGCGGAUCAUCGCAGAUCAAAGGAAACCGCUGCUCUAGAGAUGCAACGGGUCAAAACCGUGAAUGAAGGGUUACAAAAGCAUCAUAGCGAAGAACUGCGGAAGCUUCAGGGUCAAUUGGCGUCCAAAGAGAAUGAUCAGCGCAAGCAGGUUGCUCAAUUGCAAUCUCAAUAUUCGAUCAAGGAGAACGAGUACCAAAAGCAAAUUGCUCAGCUGCGUUCACAACAAACAGCACAAGAAAGCGAUCAUCAGAAGCAGAUCGAGCAAGUCCGGAAAGCGGCCGAGGCCGAAGCAGAAAAGAUCAGACGGAGGACGGAUGCUGAAGUGGCAGAUCUCAAAGCGAAUAUCAGUCGUCUCGAGGUUGUUCUGAUGAAGGUGCGUGCCUGUUACCCCAGCCAUUACGGUUUGUAUGAGUGCAGUCGGCUAACAUUGACUCAAACACAGUCCCAAAAGGAGUACAAUGCACUCCAGUUGCAACGCAAGAACGAGAUAGAUAUGCAAAGAGAAAAAUAUGAGAAGGUGCUGGGGCAACUUCGUCAGGAAUACGAAGAUUUCAAGACCCAGUCCAAGGCUAAAGCAGAUGAAAAACAAGCCAAGUUCAAGGAGGAACUGGAAAGCCUCUGCGAUAGAAAAGAUGCCGAGAUAGACGCUUAUCGAGAGCAGAGUCAGAUGGACCUGGAGCAGCAGAAAUUGAAGACCAAGGAAGCAGAGGAGAAGUGCCAGAGCCUCGAGAAGCAGCUCAGUGGAGGAGACGCUGGAAAGAAGGACUUGGAGGCUAAGCUCAAGAAGAUGGAAUUGGAACUAUCAGCUGCCAACAAAGCCAAGGACGCAGCCGAGAAGCAACUAUCAGAAUCGAAGGAAGCAGCAAAGGAGGAGGCUAAGAAGGCUAGAGAGACGACUGAGAAGCAGCUGCAGGAGUCAAAUGAGGCUAGGGAAACAACUCAGUCCGAACUUGAUGACCUCUUGAUGGUAUUUGGCGAUUUGGAGGAAAAGGUGGCCAAAUACAAGGCUCGUCUCGUUGAGCUCGGAGAAACCGUAUCAGACGGCGAAGAAGAUGAUGAUGAGGAAGACGAUGACGAUGACGACAACGACGAUGAAGGCGAAGAAGACGACGAAGAGUCUGAGAAUAACGAUGACGAAAAGGAUGAGACGAAACAGAAGCCGAAAGCCAAAAAAUAAAAAAGGUAUCUGCAAAGUCGUCAAACAGACAGAGAGACAGAGAUAUAUGCGAUAUACCCCCUUACAGACAUAUCAUAUAUAUUAACAGCAAACACCUCGCGGAUUGCAUCUGGAUGGUUACCUUGCCUUAACUUUCUACCUAUCAUGACCCAGAAAAAAUUCCCCAACAGGGCAUAGC